AUGAUGGAAGGCGCGUCUUCUAGCUCCUCGUCAGCCCACGACCUAGGUCACAACGAUAUUCUCGCCAAAACAGCCUCAGCAACAGUGACAACAGCAACUCCGCAGUCCAGAACAAUCAACGAAUUCGAUCGCGUUUCGGACGCAGACUCUGGAAAUUAUGACUAUCAUGAUAUCGUCCGCAACGCCCGCAAUGUCGACAGAGACUCGGACCAUGGCUUCAACAAGCACGAUCAAAAGGACAUGAAGCGAAUGGGCAAGACCCAAGAACUGCGGCGCAACUUUCGAGAACUAUCCACCAUCGCCUUCGUAGUUGUACUCCAAGGAACCUGGGAAGUCCUUCUCGCCGCCUCAACUCAGGGAAUGACAGAUGGAGGCCUAGCCGGGCUCUUCUGGUCCUACAUCUGGACUUUUGCCGGAUUCUCCCUGGUAGUCAUUUCCCUAGCAGAAAUGGCAUCCAUGGCGCCGACCAGUGGAGGACAGUAUCACUGGGUUAGCGAAUUCGCUCCUCCGCGACAUCAGGGAUGGCUGUCAUAUUUCACGGGAUGGAUGUCUACCCUGUCGUGGCAAGCUGGGACGGCGUCUGGCCCAUUCUUGGUGGGAACGCUCAUACAGAGUAUGAUCUAUGUCAACGAUGAAACUUAUGUUGGGACGAAUUGGCAGGGGAUGAUGUUUGUGUGGGCGAUCACGCUGGUCGUGUAUUUCUGCAAUGUGUAUGGUGGCCGAGCUAUGCCGGUGUUUCAGAACUUGAUGCUGAUUCUGCAUGUGUUUGGUUUCUUGACGAUCAUCGUAUGCCUAUGGGUACUCGCGCCUCGCAAUCCUGCUCAUGUCGUCUUCACGCAAUUCUCGAACGGAGGGGGAUGGUCCAGCAUGGGCGUGUCACUUAUGAUUGGACAGAUCACGGCGAUCUACGCAUGUAUCUGCUCGGACGCUGCAGCGCAUAUGUCAGAAGAAAUCAAAGACGCGGGUGUGACUGUACCGCGCGCGAUGGUUGGCUCAUAUCUGCUUAAUGGCGGCCUCGGAGUAAUCUUCUUGGUCUCAUUUCUCUUCAGUAUCGUUGACUUGGACGGCGCACUUAAUGACGGCUCGGGUUAUCCGUUCCUGUUCGUCUUCACGAACGCUUUCAGCUUGCCUGCUGUCAAUGCGCUGAGCGCGAUUGUGAUUACUCUCAUCUUUGCUGGAACACUAUCGUAUAACCUGUCGACAAGCAGGCAGACCUGGGCCUUCGCUCGCGACCAGGGUAUGCCAUUUUCAAAGUGGAUCGCUCAUGUCAACCCGAAGCUGGAAGUACCGGCCAAUGCAGUCGCGGCCACCAGUGGCAUUACCUUUAUUCUAUCACUGAUCAACAUUGGAUCUGAGGUGGCUUUGUAA
Molecule: messenger RNA, 1368 nt
Organism: Recurvomyces mirabilis
Lineage: Eukaryota; Fungi; Ascomycota; Dothideomycetes; Mycosphaerellales; Teratosphaeriaceae
Exons: 4
Coding region: 1-1368 (455 amino acids)
Biological process (GO): transmembrane transport
Cellular component (GO): membrane
Molecular function (GO): transmembrane transporter activity
Source: RefSeq, a predicted model, not a curated record